GCGGAGGGAGUGCCCAGGCGGAGGGGCGCGCUGCUGCGGCUGCCUCGGCGGAAGAUGGCUGCCGAAGAGGUGGCCGACACUCAGCUGAUGCUUGGAGUCGGGCUGAUCGAAAAGGACACAAAUGGAGAAGUUCUGUGGGUGUGGUGUUAUCCUUCCACAACAGCUACGUUAAGGAAUCUGCUGCUGAGAAAAUGCUGCCUUACGGAUGAAAACAAACUUCUCCAUCCCUUUGUCUUUGGUCAGUACAGAAGAACAUGGUUUUAUAUCACAACAGUUGAAGUUCCAGAUUCUUCCGUUUUGAAAAAGGUGACUCAUUUUUCUAUUGUUCUGACCGCCAAAGAUUUUAAUCCAGAGAAAUAUGCCGCCUUCACUAGGAUAUUGUGUAGAAUGUACCUGAAAUAUGGGAGCCCAGUUAAAAUGAUGGAGAGUUAUAUUGCAGUUCUCACAAAGGGGAUAUGCCAGAGUGAAGAAAAUGGCUCUUUCCUUAGCAAAGACUUUGAUGCCCGAAAGGCAUACCUCGCAGGCUCCAUCAAAGACAUUGUAUCUCAGUUUGGAAUGGAAACUGUUAUCUUACACACAGCACUGAUGCUAAAGAAAAGAAUUGUCGUCUAUCACCCCAAAAUAGAAGCUGUCCAGGAGUUUACCAGGACUCUGCCUGCCCUGGUGUGGCAUCGACAGGACUGGACCAUCCUGCACUCGUAUGUGCACCUCAACGCCGAAGAGCUGGAAGCCCUGCAGGUGUGCACAGGUUACAUCGCCGGAUUUGUAGACUCGGAGGUGAGCAAUAGAUCAGAGCUCUACGACGUGUUCGUGAAUCUGGCAGACAGUGAGAUUACCAUUGCUCCACUUGCAAAAGAGGCCAUGACAAUGGGCAAACUGCACAAAGAAAUGGGUCAGCUAAUUGUUCAGUCUGCAGAAGAUCCAGAGAAAUCAGACAGCCAAGUUAUACAGGAUAUUUCUGUAAAAACAAAAGAAAUCUUCACCAACCUGACACCAUUUUCAGAAGUUUCAGGUGAUGGAGAAAAGCUAGUUCUCAACUUUGAGGCACUAAAGCAAAGACGAUUUCCGCCAGCGACAGAAAACUUCCUUUACCAUCUAGCAGCAGCUGAACAAAUGCUGAAAAUCUGACCAUGUGACUGUAUCACUGAUGACUGAUCUAAAGCUGUUUGACCAUGAUUAUUCAUUAACUAUGUAAAAUACUGCAAAUAACAAAAUGUUGUUUUAAUGAUUCAUUUGAAAGUAUUGAGAUUUGACCUGAAAAGCACUGAAACACAUAUGAAAACACUUCUGCUUUUCUCCUGUCAUUAGUUUCAUGCCUACUGUUGAUGUCGGACAAAGUGCCGUCACUUCCAUAGAUUAUGUUGUAAAUGGCUCGAUGUUCUGGAGUAAGAGACAAAAGCUCUGUCAAGUUCUCGUGCACGUCACAGCAAACCCAAAAGCCUUCAUUGUUAUAAGUUUAGUUUGUCUCAUUGUGUAGCCACAAACUGAUGGUUUAUUUUCAGAAAGCUGCCUGAAAUUUUCCUUUGUAUUCUUCCAGGAAGAACUUUAAUUCCUCAUGAGGAACUCUCCUUUCUGAGCCAGACUACUAAGUUUUCUGCAGAACUGUCUAGAAAAUCAUUCAAAAGACCCUGCAGUUGCACUUUCUUGUAAAAGAAAAAAUUUUUUUCUUGGCCUUUGAACUUUUUGCCUAUGAGGGUUUUGCAUAAAUUUUAUACUUGAGUAGACGUUAACAAUUCAUAUUUAUACUGUUGCAGAGGUAAGUGCUUGGCAGACUUAGGCCACUGAUUACUCUUCAGUUAACCCUGUUGCUAGCAAUGUUAUUUUGUAAAAGAAGCCAGCCCUUAUGUGGCAGAGUAAAAUAAGUAGUCCAUUUUUAAUUUAAACGUCUGGCUGGCUGAAACAGCGACUUUAUAUAAUUGGUAAGGGAGCGCGAGAAUUAGUUUCUUGCAAAGGCCAAAACCAGAGAACAUCUUCAAACAACUUCAGUGGAUGUAGCUUGGCCACAUGUGAAGGUGACUGUUCUGUUCAGCUAUGUACCUCUCUCAUAAUUGGAGACCUAAAAAUUAUAAAAUAAGCAUGAGGUCUAAAUUAUAUACUUGUUAUUAUAUGUAUUCAUAUCAAUUAUGAAAGGUUAUUUUACACUCCACUGUUGUCCUUAGAAAUCUUACCCAGAAAAAUGUUUGCAAAAAAAAAAAAAAAAAUCUUGUCUUUAUUGGAUCUUUCAUUUAUUCUUGUAAAAAUUAAAAAUAGCCUUUUCCCCUCCCUCCUUGGGUAGGGGAGGAUCUGAAAUAAGAGGAUGUUUACUAAAAGCAAACAAUUUAAAUUAAAUCUGCACUUUAUGAAAAUGAAUACUAACAUCUUUUUCUCCCUUAUUUUUGUAUUACUAUAUUAGCUAAUGAUCAAAGUUGUUAAAAUUACAAAUUUAUGAUGCCAAAAUAAAAUGGAAAUAUUUUGAUACGCAA
Pteropus alecto (black flying fox) is the source of this 2462-nucleotide messenger RNA. RefSeq names its product family with sequence similarity 45 member A (gene DENND10). Gene Ontology annotation, cellular component: late endosome. The record is from RefSeq and is a predicted model, not a curated record. The transcript is spliced from 9 exons. Lineage: Eukaryota; Metazoa; Chordata; Mammalia; Chiroptera; Pteropodidae. The coding region runs from base 55 to 1128 and encodes 357 amino acids. Gene Ontology annotation, molecular function: guanyl-nucleotide exchange factor activity; small GTPase binding. Gene Ontology annotation, biological process: regulation of early endosome to late endosome transport; protein transport.